This is a messenger RNA of Penicillium bovifimosum, 7764 nucleotides long. Its product is annotated as type I polyketide synthase. The record is from RefSeq and is a predicted model, not a curated record. The transcript has 7 exons. Gene Ontology annotation, biological process: secondary metabolite biosynthetic process; fatty acid biosynthetic process. Gene Ontology annotation, molecular function: fatty acid synthase activity; oxidoreductase activity; 3-oxoacyl-[acyl-carrier-protein] synthase activity. The coding region runs from base 1 to 7764 and encodes 2587 amino acids. NCBI's taxonomy places the organism in Eukaryota, Fungi, Ascomycota, Eurotiomycetes, Eurotiales, Aspergillaceae.
AUGCCUCCCCUGUCGUUGAAAAGUGGCUCUACUGGUGAAAGAGCUGUACCCCCCGAUACCCUAGAGCCCAUCGCUAUUGUUGGACUCGCCACUCGGUUUCCCCAGCAAGCAAGCACCACUGAGGGUCUGUGGGAGCUGCUCUUGCAAGCUCGUUCGACAUGGUCGUCAAUCCCUAAAGAGAGGUUCAAUGCGGAUGCCUUCUAUCAUCCGGAUCCCGAGCACGGUGGCACUUUCCAUGUGCAAGGCGGACAUUACCUCUCAGAAGACCCAGCCUACUUCGAUGGCACUUUCUUCAACAUCACGAAAACCGAACUCCUCACAUUGGAUCCACAGCAGCGGUUGGUGUUAGAAAAUGUCCACCACGCCUUGGAAAAUGCAGGUAUUCCAUUGACAAGUGCCGUUGGCUCCAAUACCUCCGUGUUUGUCAGUGGUUUCAACCAUGACUACCUGGGAAUCCUCAACUCAGACCCAGAGACUACCUUGAAAUACAAGCCCACGGGUGUCACCAAUGCCAUUCUGUCAAAUCGUGUCAGCUGGUUCUUUGACUUCAAGGGACCCAGUAUGACCAUUGACACGGCUUGUUCCAGCAGCUUGGUGGCAUUGCAUCUCGCUGUACAAAGUCUCAGGGCCCGAGAGACGAAUAUGGCCGUCGUCAGUGGGGUGAGCAUCCUUGAAAACCCCGUGGAAACGAUCGGUAUGAGCCACCAUGGCUUGCUGGGACCUCAAGGCCGGUCCUUUAGCUUUGACGCCCGUGCCGAAGGUUAUGCAAGAGGCGAAGGCGUAGGUACUGUGAUAGUCAAACCUUUGAGUGCUGCUAUUCGUGAUGGCGACACCAUUCGUGCUAUCAUCCGCGAGGCUGGAAUCAACCAGGAUGGCCGCACCCCAGGCAUCACGGUUCCCAGCGCCGAUGCCCAGGAAAGACUGAUCCGCGAGGUCUACUGGAGAGCUGGUCUUGAUCUCGAACAGACAAGAUUUGUGGAGGCUCAUGGCACGGGAACGAGUACCGGUGAUCCCAUCGAAGCUGGUGCUCUUGCACGGGCUUUCAAAUGUCGUCGAAAGACUCCCCUGUACAUUGGUGCUAUCAAAUCAUCGAUCGGACACCUGGAAGGUGGCUCUGGAGUGGCGAGUAUCAUCAAGUCGAUUCUCGUGCUGGAGUCUGGAAUCAUACCCGCCAACUUUGAUAUGAAACAAGUCAAUCCCUCCAUACCAGUGGCAGAUUGGAACAUUGCUUUUCCUACGAAAAACAUACCAUGGCCAUCCUCAGGACUGCGACGAGUGUCAGUCAACUCAUUUGGAAUUGGUGGUACCAAUGCCCACUGCAUUCUUGAUGAUGCUUACCACUAUCUCAAGGACUGUCGUCUCACAGGUUCUCAUCGCACUUUGUCGACUGUCCCUACAAUCCAGACCAUCAACAGCCAGCUGACGGCCCUACCUCAACCAGAAACUGAGUCAGAUAGAGCCUUCUCAGACUCAGCCGACAAUGACGACUCGGGGUACGAGAACUCCUCGGUAAACAGCGAUGGAUCCUGCGCGUCACCCACACUGGGCACGUCCUUGACAUUUAGCAACAUGGACAAACAACCAAGAUUGUUCUUGUUAUCAGCUUUUGAUGAAGAUGGCGUCAAGAGAAACGCAGCUGAGAUCGCUAAGUAUCUAGAAAGAGCGGCACAGUCGGUUCACUAUGACCAUCUUCUGAAUGAUCUUUCUUUCACAUUGUCCAAAAAGAGAUCCCAUUUCGCCUGGAAGAGUUUUGUGAUGGCAUCCUCGGUCGAAGAACUCGCGUGGACUUUGUCUGAGUCGAAUUUUGUCAAACCAACCAGAGCCACGAAAGUGCCAGAAGUUGAAUUUGUCUUCACUGGUCAAGGAGCUCAAUACCAGGCCAUGGGUCGAGAGCUGAUGGUCUAUCAAGUCUUCAAAGAGUCUGUCGAGGAAGCAUCAGACUACAUCCGACGCCUCGGUAGUCCAUGGUCAUUACUCGAUGAACUCCUCACUGAAAGAGAGUCACGCGUCAACUUGCCCGAGAUCGCUCAUCCGAUAUGUACAGUCCUACAAGUUGCGCUGGUGGAUCUCCUGGCCAGCUGGGAUAUCUUCCCAACACAUGUGACAGGACACUCGUCUGGCGAAAUAGCUGCCGCCUACUGCUCUGGCAAGCUGUCCCGUGAAGCAGCCUGGAGGGUAGCCUACUACCGUGGCUAUCAACCGUACUUGGACUCUGUUCGGAGGGACAAUACUGGCGAGCUCAUCAUCGCCUGCCACAACAGUCCUGAGAACAACACUGUCUCUGGAGAUGAGGUAUUGGUUGAUUGUCUCAAGGAUCUUCUUGAUGCUGACGGCAUCUUUGCCCGCAAGUUGAAUGUCAAGAAUGCUUAUCACUCCGCUCAUAUGCAGGCCAUCGCCCAGGAUUACCUUCGCUUGAUGGGUGCACUUCCUUUUGGGAAGCGACUGGCAGCUCCACGCCCAGUGCAUAUGUUCUCUACUGUCACAGGUCAGCAAGUCAAGGAGGACCACUUGCCGGCUCAAUACUGGGUGGACAAUAUGGUCUCCCCGGUUCUUUUCACCAGCGGUUUGAUGGCCAUGACCUCGGUAUCAAGUUCCAGUAAUGGUCCGACAGAUGCCACUGAUUCUUUGCGCCUUAUUGUGGAAAUAGGGCCUCAUUCAACGCUUCAAAGUGCCAUCAAGGAGACCCUGGCGUCCAACAGCCCCAAGCUGGAAGUCAAGUACCUGCCCGCUCUCAAACGGACUGAUCAUAGUCUUAACAUUCUACUGACGACGGUUGGCUGCCUAGCUGCAAGUGGCUGUGCGGUGGACUUUCAUGCAGUAAACCAAGCUGUUCAGUCUAAGACGAAAAGGCGACCAAGACUCUUAGUGGACUUGCCUCCAUACAGCUUCAAGCAUACCGAGAAAAUUCUGUUCGAGAGCCGAUUGAGCAAAAGCCUUCGGACUCGAAAAUUCCCUCGACAUGACCUCUUUGGUGCACCGAUCACAGAUUGGAACCCUACUGCUCCUAGAUGGAGGCAGAUUGUUCGUUUGAACGAGAAUCCUUGGCUACGAGAUCAUAUGGUCACUGGCAACUAUGUCUAUCCCGGUGUCGGUUAUCUGAUCAUGGCGAUCGAAGCGUUACGACAGCUGGCCGGCGAAACAAAGAUAACGGGCUUCCAACUACGCAAAGUCAAUAUUCAAAGAGCAUUGAUCGUACCAGAUACGAAAGAGGGUAUCGAAGUCUCCCUGGCAAUGGCGACCGUGGAAGACUCCCAACCCUCGCGAAUGUGGCGACGGUUCCAGAUCACCUCCUACAAUGCAUCGAGCGACGAGUGGACAGAGCACUGUACUGGGCAUAUCACCAUCGAGCACGAGACAGCCGACCCCGUCGACGAUGGCCGCGCGGCGGACGAGGAAAGCAAAGCGUGGAAAACCGAGCUUUCUCGCGUAAACGAGACAUGCAAAUCAUCCAUGAACUUCAAAUCCACAUACAACAACCUCCAAACAUCCGGACUGAACUUCGGCCCUCUGUUCCGGAAUCUCGCCGAUGUUAGCGCAAGUGGUCGAGGACUUGGAAUGGUCGUCGGAUCAGUGACUGUCCCGGACAUCGCACAAUGCAUGCCAAAGCAGUUCUUGCAUUCUCAUCUAAUCCACCCAGCCACAAUGGAUAGCAUGAUUCAUCUGAUGAUCGCGGCUGUUCUUGACCAUACCGGAAAGUCGACUCUCGAUCAGAUCAGACUGCCAACGUUCAUACGCGAAGUCUGGAUUUCAGCAGAUCUGAAUCCAGCUCCCUCUCACAGAUUCAUGGGACAUGCAACAGUCUCUAUGACAACCUUUGACAGAUUCGAGGGCCAGAUCCGAGUCUUGGAUGAAGGGACAAACAUGCACCGCAUUCGCAUGGAUGGCAUCGAGCUCACACCGCUGGAGUCUGGACUUGCUGAAAGAAGCGAGCGGAAACUAUGCAGCACGAUAGAAUACAAGCCUGACGUUCACUUCUUGGACUCAGAGGCAGCGUGUGCAUUGACUUCUCUCGAGGGUACGGACGAGGCCGAGGCACGGUACUGGGUCAAGCGGCUCCAGCUUGCAACUAUGCUCUACGUAACGGAUGCACUGGCCGAGCUUGGAGAUGUCGAUGUUACGAAACUCGAUCUGCACAUGCAAAGAUUCUUCAACUGGAUGGAACACGUUCAAGCGAUGCUCGAGCGGAAUGAACUCACUCACCUGCGCUACAGCGAGUUCCAGGAAGUCGCUCAGAACCCGGCUCUAAAGGAAGCCAUCGGCAAAGAAAUCGAGACGCACAGUGCCGAAGGCGCCAUUACAGCCCGAAUGGGCCGCAACAUCGUCCAGGUUGUGCGACAAGAGACCGAUCCUCUGCAUCUCAUGUUCGGUCAAGACGCCGUGAUGGAACAGGUCUACAGCGAAGGUCUGCAUCUAUACAACCUGCCACAACAUCUACAAAGCCACUUGUCCCUCCUCCACCACCAGCACUCCGAGCUGAACAUUCUGGAAAUUGGCGGUGGAACUGGUAGCUUCACGGCUGAAGUCUUGGCUGUUCUCUCGCCAGACCCAGCGAAGAGCAAAGGAAAUAUCACAAGUUACACAUUCACCGAUAUCUCAUCUGGAUUCUUCGAGAAAGCAAAACAGCGGUUCCAGUCAUGGUCCGAUAUCAUGAGCUUCCAAGCAUUCGACAUCGAGUGCAGCCCCGUUGACCAGGGGCUUGAGCUGGGGAAAUAUGACCUGAUCAUCGCUGGGAACGUUAUCCACGCUACUGCGAGCCUGCAGAAUGCAUUACGGAACCUGCGGGCUUUACUGAAGCCUGGUGGCCAGCUGGUUAUGCAGGAGGGCAUCCGACAGGAUUUCCUUUGGUAUCCGCUUGUCUUCGGCCAGCUUGCUGGAUGGUGGUUGGGUGAUGAGCCGUGUCGACAAUUGUGUCCGUAUAUCCCGGCUGAAGAGUGGCAACAUUUCCUACUAGAAGCGGGAUUCUCGGGUAUUGAUAUUGAGUAUCCCAGCUCGAAUUAUCCAGAUUUGACAUGGCAGAGUAUUCUGGUUUCUUCCGCUGUUGCUCCGUUGGAAGUGUCAGCAAAAACUGCGGUCAUCUUGACGACGGGAUCAACGCGGGCCAUGAAGCCCAUUGAGUAUCUGUUGGACCUUCUACCGGAGCUGGGGUACAGCAGUAUUGUCGUCGAGCAGCCUUCAGCGGCCAUAUUGCCUGAUGCGCUUUACAUCUCCUUGCUUGAUCUGGAAUUACCUUACCUAUUCCACAUGGGUGAACCGGAAUACGAAAUACUCAAGAAGAUACUCGGCAAUUGCCAAAACCUGCUGUGGGUUACUUGUGAUCCACUCACACAGCCACGCGCAAGUAUGAGCCUCGGCCUUCUUCGAACAGUGCGCUGGGAGCGAGACGACGGUGGCUCGAACAUCAUCACCUUGACAGAAGGGGAGAAGACCCAGCCAGAGAUUCUUGCCAGAGCAGUCAAGAAAAUCGUCAAGCGACAAUUCAUCGAUAAGCCGGAAAACGACCGCCACGCUGAGUACAUUCUACGCGACGGUCUCAUUCACAUUGGCCGCUUAACCCAGCAUGACACUGCGGAUCAGUUCCUCGCUGCGCAGUCUUCCCAUCUAGCGCCUCAGCUUCAGCGUCUCGGAGAUUUCGGUCCCAUCGAGUUGCAGGAGGCUGCCUCUGGCACCGGUGUAUACCAAUGGAUCACAAACUCGCAUGAAGACCCGUCCGGAGACAGAGAGGUCGAGAUCGAGAUCCGUGCGAUUGGCCUCUCUUCAGGUACUUCCGGCCGUCUUGUGAAUGAGAUUACUGGAACCGUUACCAAUGCUGCGUCUGCGUCUAACGUCGAAGGCUUAGCUCCCGGUGACAGGGUCAUUUACAUCCCGGGUGACAACAAGGACAGCUGCAUUCGAACCCGUGGUCGAGCGGAUCAUCUGCUCCUCGCGAGAAUCCCCGAUGAGAUUUCCUUCGAGACCGCAGCUGGAUUGGCUUGGGGGUAUGCGACUGCAAUUCACGGACUGGCCGAGAUAGCCAAGCUGACGCCCGACAAUACACUCCUGAUUCACGCCGAAACAGAGAUCAGCCAUGCGGCUAUUCAAUAUGCGCAGAUGAUCGGGGCUACAAUAUACGCCACUGUUGCUACGGUGGAGGGGCGCGACCUGCUCGUCUCUAGCUAUGGAAUUCCCCAGGACCGCAUUUUCUCCAGAGUGGACUCCAGCUUCGCGAAAGGGAUCAUACGGUGCACUGGCGGAGCAGGUGUUGAUAUCGUAUUCAACACGAUGAGCGGCGAGGUACUCCGUGAUUCAUUGGAAUGUCUUGCUCCAUUCGGUGUAUUCGUCAAUGUGUUUACUCCAGAUCUUCGAGCAGAUACCACCGUCGAGCUAGCUGCUCUACCUCGAAAUGCAAGCGUCCACACCGUGAACAUCCCCCUACUGGCCGAACAUCGACCUACAGCCGUCCGUUCUCUGAUUAUCGAGGCGUUGAGACUAUACUCCGAGGGCAAGAUCGGUCAACUCGGGACGACAGUCAUGGACUUCACCCAGGUCAAAGAAGCCCUCUAUGCAGCGCGAAGCGGAGAAUCAAAGGUAGUCGUCGCACCGAGUCCCUCGAACAUGAUUCCCGUUAUUCCGCGACCAAAUCCCCCCUACCAAUUCUCCCCAGAUGCAUCAUACGUUCUCGCCGGAGGUUAUGGCGGUCUAGGUCGCAGUCUAGCACGCUGGAUGGCCUCCCGCGGAGCCAAGAACCUGAUCAUCCUGUCUCGUUCAUCAGCAUCAACACCGGAGAAAGCAGAACUAGCCAUUGAUCUCGGGAAAAUGGGAUGCAAAAUCCACUCCUUUGUCUGCGAUGUCGCCGACGCCGAGAGUCUGAAGGCCCUAGCCGACACAACCUUUUCAGAGUUACCACCUAUAAAAGGGUGUAUCCAGGGCUCCAUGGUUCUUCGCGACUCCACCUUCCCCAACCUCACAUACCAAGACUGGCUCGCAUCCACAACCCCCAAAGUCCACGGAAGCUGGAACCUGCACAAAACCCUCCCACCAAACAUGGACUUCUUCAUAAUGCUCUCCUCCGUCGCCGGCAUAUUCGGCAACCGCGGCCAAUCCAACUACGCAUCCGGCAACACCUUCCAAGACGCUCUAGCCGCAUACCGUCGCUCACAGGGGCAAAAUGCUUCGUCACUGAAUCUGGGCAGUGUCUCGAAUGUAGGCUGGGUAGCUGAGAACCGUGCUUCGAUGCAUACGCAUACGGCCACGCUUUUUCAGUUGUUGCGUGAGGGGGAGGUUCAUGCUGCUGUUGACUUCUUACUUUCACAUACAGGUGGAAAGAAAGAACAGCAAGCUCAGCUGGUUCUGGGGUUGCCGAGUGCGGAAAUUUGUCGGGCUAACGGUAUCCCUAUACCGGGGUAUUUGGAUUACUCUAUGUUUACGCAUUUCCGUACCGCUGAUGUGAAGGGCGAUGGGGAUGGCACAGUUGAGGAGAAUGCUGCUAUUUCCAUUUCUGUGCUACUGGGUGCCGCUGAGAGCGUCGAGGAAGCUGUUGACGUUGUUUGUAGCGCGAUUGUGGAGAGGAUUGCUUCUUUACUGGCUGUUCCUGUGAGUGAGUUUGAUGGGGCAAGGUUUGGGUUUGGGGGCAUUGAUUCGCUUGUUGCGAUGGAGUUGAGGGGGUGGAUUGUUAGAGAGUUGAGGGCUGAGGUUUCGGUGCUUGAUAUUAUGGGGGCGGAGAGUAUUAGGGGUUUGAGUGGGAAGGUUGUUGGGAGGAGUCGGUUGGUUAGGGUUCGGGGGUGUUGA